Messenger RNA from Microbotryum saponariae, 1033 nucleotides. Lineage: Eukaryota; Fungi; Basidiomycota; Microbotryomycetes; Microbotryales; Microbotryaceae. The record is from the annotation of a GenBank genome assembly.
AUGGUCGUUUUCGUCUUCGAUCGGUCAGCCCGUCGUGAUCGUCGACAGGCACCGCCCGCGCGCGCCGCCGCUGGGUGCUCGUGACCCACCUCUGUGCCCCGAUCUCCGUCUCGGCGUUGGCUUAUGUGGGCUAGGGGGAGACAACUCGGCCUUUUUCUGGGAAAGGGAUCGUUUAUCGCAACUAUUAAGCUGAUGUUCCACUCACUUUUGCAUGAUUUUCGUCUCCGCCUCUCCGGCUUUUAAUGGACGCUUUCGUUUCUUCGUCGUCGUCGUCGUCGUCGCACGCGUGACCCUUGGGUGUCGCUCAACUCUUGCUCACGCGAACGCCACCCGCUGGCCAAUGCGUAACGUCUCACGUGGACCUAUCCUCGCCCUCGGUUUUCUCGUCACACCUCAUAUCAUCUAAAAUUUCCUCCCAAAAGGCCCGAUUUGACCGCCAUCUCAUCGACGGACUCGUCCUCGUCGAUCGAGAUCGGUGAUGGGUACCAGUUCUGCCUCCACGGCAAGGAGCGCUGCGCCGAGUGCCAGGUCGAUUUCAGGGAGGACAAUUCGUUCACGGGUUAGUCACACGUUCGGGUCAGGUGAGGGAUGUGCCAGGACAUCAUAUCUGACGGCAAAACUGUGUCGAAUGUCGAUAUAGCGGGUCUGGACCCUAUCGAUCGAGAGGUACGUGUGGCGCUGCUGCGCGCGGAGGCAUUGGAUGAGUGCGGGGUGCUGAAGGUGCGCGGGUUGCUCGGCAUUUUUAGGCCAUCGAAAUCGACUAUCACCUUAACAAGGACGGUAUCCCUGCGUGCAAGAAACACAAGAUGGUCGAGUGCAAGAACUGCUACGGCUUCAAGUGAGUUCUAACAUCGCCCCCCUUGGCUUGGUAGUCUGCACGCUCGUGAUCACUGAUCAGAGAGCUUGCAGAGCGUUUGGCUGACGUUUCAACUUGACCUUGUUUCGGCUUUUCAGAAAGCAGAUCAACAAGCUCAACAAGGACGCGGCCAAGAUCGCGUCCAAGAAGAAGGGCAACGAGUCCAACUUUUUCUAG